Messenger RNA from Eutrema salsugineum, 1340 nucleotides. RefSeq names its product RING-H2 finger protein ATL5. The coding region runs from base 137 to 928 and encodes 263 amino acids. The transcript has a single exon. NCBI's taxonomy places the organism in Eukaryota, Viridiplantae, Streptophyta, Magnoliopsida, Brassicales, Brassicaceae. Gene Ontology annotation, biological process: protein ubiquitination. The record is from RefSeq and is a predicted model, not a curated record.
GUUUCAAACCCACAGAAUUAAGCACAUUGGAAACUUCCCACUCUCGUCGUCUUCUUCUUCGUCUCACCCACUCACUUCAUUCUCUCUAAAAUCUUCUGUGAUUCCUUCACUUUUCUCUCUCUCUCUCUCUAGAAAAAUGGGCAUCGUCGAUGACAGCAGUAAGACACUCUGGGGAAGCAUGACACAUGGACCUUCACGUUACGCCCUUAACGGCAAAAUCAUGCUCGCUUCCGUAAUUAUCCUCUUCUUCGCUGUCAUUCUAAUCCUCUGUUUCCACAGCUACGCCAGAUGGUUAUUCCGCCGUCAAAACCGCCGUAUUCGCCGCCGUAUCAGUGCUCAUCUCAGAUCUCUCUCCGCCGCUAGAGAUCCCACCCAAUCCUCCUCCUCCCUCUCUCCUCUCGAUCCGACUCUGCUCGAGAAAAUCCCGAUCUUCGUCUACUCCGUUAAAACCCAUAAGUCUCCACCGGAGGAGUGCUCCGUUUGCUUAUCGGAGUUUGAAGAAGAAGACGAAGGGCGUGUCCUUCCCAAAUGUGGCCACGUGUUCCAUGUUGAUUGUAUCGACACGUGGUUCCGGUCGAGAUCUAGUUGUCCGCUUUGUAGAGCUCCGGUUCAACCCGAAAUGCCAAUUGCCGAAACCGGUUCGAGGAUUUCAGAACCGGUUGCUCCCGUGUUUCCAUCGGCUAAACCAAUUGAAGAUUCCGAAGCCGGAAGUUCGUCUUCGUCGGACGAAUCCGAAUCAUCGACGCCGUCUUCUUCCUCUGGUUCGCCGUUGAGAUUUCCGACAGAAGCUUGUGAGAGAGAACCGAUUGAUCUAAUCGGUAUAAUUGUGGAGAUUCCCAGGGAAUUUGACGAUUAUAAUUCGGGUCUACCCGGAGGUAACGGGUCGAAUAAUCCUGCUUUGUUGAAGAGGCUAUGGAGUAAUAAUUGAAUCACUAUCCGGAUUUUGGAUACUGAAGAAUCCGAAACGGUAAUCGUGGAAACCGGGUGGGCAAGAUUCGGAUUCUGAAGAAUCGGAUAACGGACCCGGUAAUCUGGGGAAGGGGGGGAGAUUUGCAUUACUGGCAUGGGAUGAAGACACGUGUUCGGCUUUGACGAUCCACACGGCAAUUAGCCCCAGAUAAGAGACGGCGUCUGAGCAAAUAUGGACGGAAGUGAUUUAUAAAGUAACGGAGCUGCUCGAUCAAUGUAUGAUACGAGACGGUGUCGUUUAGGUAGAGAAGCAGUCGCUAAGCGAACCUUUCCCACCAAAACGAUUCUUUCUUCUUUUCUUCUUUAAUUGGUUGAUUUAAGAAUGUAAUUAAAAUAAUUCAAAUUAAUCAACGGUUCAACGAAGCCAUUUG